AUGUCUCCGCUAGAAGAACCAGUUGACAAACCCAGCACAGACAAGAUAAUGCUCACAACGGCCCACCUUUGCAAAUUUCGAGGGGACAGGCCCAGACCUGAGUCGCCUCGUACAUGGUGGCAGUCUGCGAUGUUCGAACCGCUGAUGAAAGCAAGAUGUAAAUUGGAUGAUGCAAAGGAUAAUCUACUGAAGACUAGACAGAAGGAUCUGCAGCGGAAAGAAACGAUACGUGAGCGUAGACUGAUGUUGAAGCAUUUGCAAAAGCGCAUAGAUGAGCUGCAAAAGGAGAACCACAAAACCAAGGAGUUGAACUCGAGCUAUAAUCUGUUUCUCAAGGAGGAAGAGGUACAGCUAACUUUUGAUGAAGCAGAGAGGGAGGGGGAGGAGGCUCUUCAGAAGGAGGAGCUGUUGGAGAAGUUAAAGGAGGAGACGGCUGAACUGAUGGAGACGAAAGACAACCUGGACCAUCAGCUGCAGAUGUACACCGUGUACGGGAAGAUCAUGGAGAAGAUACAGAAAAUGACUAAGUUCAAGGAUGCAGAGUUACUUGCGGACAAUUUCCAAAGUCAGCUCCUCAUGAGGGAGCAGCUCUAUCAGAGGGAGUGUGAGGCCGAGGAGCAGGUGGACCAGCAGGAAAUAGCAGUGGCAGCACUCAAGAGUCAGAGCGACUUGAUGCACCUGCAGAGGAGGAAUCGACUGAUUGAGCUCCAGACCAAGAUGAAGAACUUGCUCGCUGAAGUUGAGGUCUGGGAAACGAAGUGGAGCGACAUUCAAAAGGCUUCUGCGAAUAAAACACUCAGACUGGCCCAGGCUAAGAUGGUGAUUCUCGACCUUUAUGAAAAGACAGGGGGCAAAUUAAAGGCAGGAGGUGUCGGUGUGAAUGACACAGACAAACAGCUGGACAAGAUCCAGAUGUACAUCCUGGAACAAGAUGAGGUAAUGGAACGAAUUCAUGGAGAUCAGUCCAUUACCUAA
Molecule: messenger RNA, 975 nt
Organism: Hippoglossus stenolepis (Pacific halibut)
Lineage: Eukaryota; Metazoa; Chordata; Actinopteri; Pleuronectiformes; Pleuronectidae
Product: coiled-coil domain-containing protein 42-like
Exons: 1
Coding region: 1-975 (324 amino acids)
Source: RefSeq, a predicted model, not a curated record